AUGGGUUUCUCUAGUCAGCCAAUCGUCAUUGAUGGAAGAGGCCAUCUUCUGGGCCGAUUGGCGUCGGUUGUUGCUAAAACAUUGUUGAAUGGCCAACGGGUUGUUGUGGUAAGGUGUGAAGGAAUCAAUAUCUCUGGAAAUUUCUACAGAAAUAAAUUGAAGUUUCUGAAAUAUUUGAAGAAUCGCUGUAAUGUGAAGCCAGCCCGAGGUCCCUUCCAUUUCCGUGCCCCCAGUAAAAUGUUUUGGAGAGCCAUUCGAGGCAUGCUGCCACACAAAACAGUUCGUGGCAAGGAAGCUUUGGAACGACUCAAGGUCUUUGAAGGCAUCCCACCUCCAUAUGAUAAGAAGAAACGCAUGGUUGUGCCUUCAGCACUAAGAGUGCUGCGGCUGAAUCCAACCAGAAAGUUUUGCAGUCUUGAUCGUUUGUCUCACGAAGUCGGCUGGAAAUACCAAAGGGUUGUAGCUACUCUUGAGGCCAAGAGAAAGGUGAAAUCCAAGCAUUACUAUGAGAGCAAGAAGCAUCUUUUGAAACUGCGUGAACAAGCUAAGAAAAACGUUGCCAAGCAGAUUGAACCUUAUCAGAAAAUCAUGGAGCAGUUUGGUUAUUGA
Messenger RNA from Candidula unifasciata, 609 nucleotides. The record is from the annotation of a GenBank genome assembly. NCBI's taxonomy places the organism in Eukaryota, Metazoa, Mollusca, Gastropoda, Stylommatophora, Geomitridae.